GAAGAACUGCAGUGAUAGGAACAUUUCCGGUGCAAGUUGCCUCAAAGAUUCUCAGAUUUGGACACUCACCACCAAAAAUAAAAACAAAUUUUUAAACCAGACGGUACCAAUUUUGAAUGUAAAUGGUGUACGAACGUUCAAACAUUAGAAAUAUAGAAUGAAAAUUUACAUAUCUAUUCGAAAUGAUAAAAAGUGCUUAAGUCUGUAAAGCGAGUUUCUUCCGGCAAUAGUUGCUUGAAACUGAAAAGCUUUCAGUUUCGCCAAAUUCGAACAAAUUUUUAAAAACUUUAAAUUAAUAUUAGAAGAAACGAAAUUAAACUUUCUCAAGGAAUUCUUGAAAUUCGACAUCGAUUCAAAAUUGUUCUGAAUUACCGAUAUCGAUUCGUAACCGUUUCAUCAACAAUUUUGAAAACCCAACAAUCGAAGAAUAUUGUAAUUCAUGAAAGAUUGUUAAUACAAAAUUAAAUGAAAUUAUCGGUACUUUUUGAAAAUGACUGUACUGUCAACAUUAAUUAGGCAACAAGUCCACUCUUCAGGUGGAUGAUUACUAGGUGAGAUAUUGCUCGACCGCUGCUUGACAGUAUUUCCGCAUGUCACGAUAAAAAACACGAGAUAAACACCUUACUAACUGGGCCACAAAAAGAGACAAGCACUCGCACGGAUUUUCUUCUCUCUCAUAAUCUUAAGCAUUUAUAUAAAAGGUUUUGUCGGCCUAUAUUUAGGUUCAGUAAAUCCCUCGGACGUGGUCAGAUCCACGAAGCUUCCUCCCAGGACUACGUUAUUAAUUUAAGAUUUUCUGGAUCUCGAAGUACCUCUCUCUCAUCAAUUUUGUUUGAAUUUCCUGUCGGGGAUCAGUCAUCAAUUGGAAUUUUUUUGUGAUUUCUAAGCAAAGCAUUUUUUCGUCAAUAUUGUUUGGAACAAAAUUUCAUAUCUUUAGAAGUAUGCACUUUUCAAAUUCUCUCUCCAACUUUAUUGGUCUGAUAUGCUUGCUGCAAUUUCACGAGGUCCGUUCGAUAAUUCAAAGUCCGUUGAAAGAUCGUUAUGACGGUUAUGGCGAAGAGUGGAUUUUUAUGCCAGAUGGAAAUGAAAAACCUCAAGUUGCCAUUCUCAAAGGACAAGAACCCGAGUCUCGCAGUAUAUUGGAUGAUCAAGCCAUCCAUUUUCUGCUCUUCACAAGAUCCGGCCCAGAAAAUGGGACAGCGCUGUACGUCAAUGAUACGGAGGCAUUGAAAAAAUCAGAUUUCUCACCAUCUCGGAAAACGAAAUUUAUAACUCAUGGAUGGAAAUCGAGUUCGACUGGCAAGGGUUUGACUGACAUGAAAACAGCUUACAUCAAUCAUGGCGAUUACAAUGUGUUUUUGGUCGACUGGGAGCCCUUGGCAUCGAGCACUUUUUAUCUUGGACCAAUGCGAAAUACCGGAAGAGUCGGAAGUGAAGCUGGACGUUUCAUCGAUUAUUUGGUCGAAGAAACCGGCCUGAAAACCGAAGAUGUUCAUUUCAUUGGACACUCGCUAGGAGCUCAUGUGGCCGGAAAUACAGGAGCGUCCGUCAGGUCUGGAAAAUUAGGUCGAGUAACUGGACUAGAUCCGGCUUUGCCAGGGUUUCACAUUCUCGCAGCGGCCACUGGCCGUCUCGAUAGCACCGACGCCGAUUUCGUCGACGUAAUACAUUCCUGUGGAGGGAUAUUGGGUUGGCUGCAGCCGAUUGGUGAUGCUGAUUUUUAUCCAAACGGAGGAGUUGCUGUGCAGCCUGGCUGCUGUUGUGUAGCGGAGAUUACUGAGGCGUGCAGCCACGGACGUUCGUACGCUUAUUUCACCGAAAGCAUAACUUCCGGUCUUGGGUUACGAGCAACGAAAUGCGAUACGUGGGAGCACUUUUCCGAAGGCUCCUGUGAGGAGAACGAUGCCGUAUACAUGGGAGAACACAUCGAAAGAUCGGCGAAAGGAACAUACUAUUUGAAAACAAGAUCCGAACCUCCAUACGCGUAUACGUCGACGAAGAAAAUUACAGAAGAUUGUGAGGAACCUGGGGGCUGGAGUAUCGACGCUGAUGGCUCGCGAAUUUGCGGCACGAAUGAAAUUUGAGUACACAGAUAAAU
This is a messenger RNA of Venturia canescens, 2098 nucleotides long. RefSeq names its product pancreatic lipase-related protein 2-like. The transcript has 5 exons. Gene Ontology annotation, molecular function: lipase activity. Gene Ontology annotation, biological process: lipid catabolic process. Bases 942 to 2084 code for a protein of 380 amino acids. The record is from RefSeq and is a predicted model, not a curated record. Lineage: Eukaryota; Metazoa; Arthropoda; Insecta; Hymenoptera; Ichneumonidae.